AUGAUAGAUAUCGGAGAAUGUGUCACGUGUUCGGAUACCAAUGCUAGAGCUUCAAUAUGUUCGGAUAACAAUGCUAGAGCCUCUAUAUGUUCGGAUAACAAUGCUAGAGCCUCUAUAUGUUCGGAUAACAAUGCUAGAGCCUCUAUAUGUUCGGAUAACAAUGCUAAAGCCUCGAUAUGUUCGGAUAAUAAUGCUAAAGCCUCUAUAUGUUCGGAUAACAAUGCUAGAGCCUCUAUAUGUUCGAAUAACAAUGCUAAAGCCUCGAUAUGUUCGGAUAAUAAUGCUAAAGCCUCUAUAUGUUCGGAUAACAAUGCUAGAGCCUCUAUAUGUUCGGAUAACAAUGCUAGAGCCUCUAUAUGUUCGAAUAACAAUGCUAAAGCCUCAAUAUGUUCGGAUAACAAUGCUAAAGCCUCGAUAUGUUCGAAUAACAAUGCUAAAGCCUCGAUAUGUUCGGAUAAUAAUGCUAGAGCCUCUAUAUGUUCGGAUAACAAUGCUAAAGCCUCUAUAUGUUCGGAUAACAAUGCUAGAGCCUCUAUAUGUUCGGAUAACAAUGCUAAAGCCUCGAUAUGUUCGGAUAAUAAUGCUAGAGCCUCUAUAUGUUCGGAUAACAAUGCUAAAGCCUCUAUAUGUUCGGAUAACAAUGCUAGAGCCUCUAUAUGUUCGGAUACCAAUGCUAGAGACUCUAUAUGUUCAGAUAAUAAUGCUAAAGCUUAUCUGUAUUCGGAUUAUAAUAUUAACACAAUGGAAUUUUUAACGAUACUUCAUAUGAAAUAUUUAGUGAAAAUAAGGAAGCAAGUUUAUUCGACUUAUUCUUAA
Procambarus clarkii (red swamp crayfish) is the source of this 816-nucleotide messenger RNA. NCBI's taxonomy places the organism in Eukaryota, Metazoa, Arthropoda, Malacostraca, Decapoda, Cambaridae. The record is from RefSeq and is a predicted model, not a curated record.